Molecule: messenger RNA, 1032 nt
Organism: Seminavis robusta
Lineage: Eukaryota; Bacillariophyta; Bacillariophyceae; Naviculales; Naviculaceae
Source: the annotation of a GenBank genome assembly
AUGGGUUCUAACUUUGACUCUCAAGCUGCUGAGGUGAUCCAUUGCGAUUGCCGUAUGAUCAGCGGCUGUGAAGAUUCCCAAACGAGUGCAGACGUUGGCAAUGUUGGACAAUUUCAGCUACCUAAUCCCGCAGGACGUUCGGGCGGGGCCUGCACUUCAGCCUUGCUCAAUGUGUUGUACAACAAAAAGAGUUCGGCCGUUACUACAUCUGAACCAUCGUUUGUGGAAGUUUUGCGCCAAAUGAGGAACGAUUUGCAGAAGGGUCGUUUCACCCAGAACCCUCAGCUCUCGUCCAGCCGCAAGAUGGAUCUUAGCACGCCAUUUCAUAUUGUCAAUCGCGAUGCUGACAUCAACAGUACCCGCAGGGCUGUCCUGAUCGGAAUCAACUAUGUGGGACAGCAGGGACAACUCAGCGGUUGCCAUAACGAUGCCAUGAACAUCAAGAAGUACUUGAUGGAAUGUCACGGGUUUGAAGAAAGUAACAUUCAGAUGUUGAUGGAUGAUGGCAGGAGCACCAAUCCAACCCGCAAGAACAUCAUGAAUGCCUUGCAGAGGCUGGCCCUCGAGUCCCAGCCCGGAGAUAGCGUCUUUUUCCACUACUCGGGACACGGGGGCUCCCUCCCCGAUGACAACGGCGACGAAGAAGAUGGCAUGGACGAGACGCUCAUUCCGGUUGAUUUCAAGUCAGCCGGACAGAUUCGCGAUGACGAGCUCUUCGAAAAGUUCAUUAUUCCCAUCCAAGAAGGAGUGACGGUCACUUGUUUGAUGGACUGCUGCCACAGUGGUUCAGUUCUUGAUUUGCCGUACAUGUUCACAGCCGAUGGAAAACCCAACAGCAACCCGCAGAUGCAACAGAACUCCAAGUUCAACUGUGUAAAGAUGGCCAAGGUGGCCAUGAGAGUCUUGCCAGCCGCCAUGAAUGCUUGGCAGAAGGCUUCCAGGCAGGGAAAUGCUGCAGCCGGAUGCAUGACGUUUUGCAUGGCCAUGGCGCCUGUGGUUCAGAGCUUGGCCAAGGACUGGGGGAGGACCUAG